This is a messenger RNA of Daldinia decipiens, 975 nucleotides long. RefSeq lists its product as uncharacterized. The transcript is spliced from 3 exons. Lineage: Eukaryota; Fungi; Ascomycota; Sordariomycetes; Xylariales; Hypoxylaceae. The coding region runs from base 190 to 789 and encodes 199 amino acids. The record is from RefSeq and is a predicted model, not a curated record.
UGCUUAGAAAGAGCGACAUAUACUGUACCUCUAUAAGGUAGGUACACCAGGUGCACAUCCGGAUUACUAUAUCCAGAUUUCCACAUCCCAAGCUCAAAUUCCCCACGAACCCAUCAACCAUCACCAUCACCAUCACCCCAACAAUUCUUCCUUUCUACAGCUGCAACAGUAACAGUAACCCGCUGUAAAAUGGCCGACGAGAUCCGCCAGACACCCGUUCCAGUACCUCACGUCUACGGGCAACCAGCCCUGACAACCGACACAGCAACACCACCAACAACAACCGCAUCUUCUCUCGCCGGAGACACAGCCGCUAUGACAAUUGAGCAACCACCUCUCGCUCCCAGCACCGAGCAAGCAGCAUCCCCAGCCCCUACUACCACAACCACCACAACCAACAACGCCGCCGCACCCACAACCACAACCGCACCCGCGCCCGCAACAACGCCCUCCAACGCACCAAGCCCCAGCCCAGCCGCCGCCGCCGCCACCACCACCACCACCACCGCACCGCCCGCCCGCACCGGCACCCCCCUCCGCGCAACCAACGGCCAGCAAGAAGCCAAUUCCUCCUCGCGCGCCGCCUCGCAGCACCCGGACCCGGGGUUCACCAUGCCCGCCGAGGCCCCGCCCCACGGCGCCCCCGUCCGCCAGUACCUCAACUCCAAGGUUACGGGUCCGUUGCUGGACGGCAUGAAGAUGAUUGCCAAGGAGCAGCCCAAGGAUCCCCUGCGCGCUCUGGGCGAGUACUUGCUGCAGCGCUCCAAGGAGCUCGAGUCGACAACAUAGUGAGGGUUAAGCCAGGUAGUAGGCAAGCAAGCAUGAGAAUGGAGUUCUGGGAAGGGAAAAAAGAAUCAAUUAUGGCAUUACAGAUUCUACAUUAUAGAUUUCGUCUUUCACGAUGAUACCAUUGCUUUAGGAACGAACGAUUGCUAUUAGGAGGACUAAUAUAGACUUGCUGGGACAUUGCAGAUU